This is a messenger RNA of Fusarium subglutinans, 1803 nucleotides long. Its product is annotated as cutinase transcription factor 1 beta. The record is from RefSeq and is a predicted model, not a curated record. The transcript has 2 exons. Lineage: Eukaryota; Fungi; Ascomycota; Sordariomycetes; Hypocreales; Nectriaceae. Gene Ontology annotation, biological process: DNA-templated transcription. Bases 1 to 1803 code for a protein of 600 amino acids. Gene Ontology annotation, molecular function: DNA binding; zinc ion binding.
AUGAACCGACCGGCCAUUCUUGCUCCUCUUCGCCCUCGAGAAACCACAAAUUCACCAGCGGCCCCAUCACCUGUAGUCACUGAGCCACCUUCCACUGCAAGAGAAGAUGGCGAGCAAGAUCUGGGAUCUCACCUCUUGAACCGCAAUGACAAAACAGAGGUCGAGCUCGGCCAUCGGACUCGUUGUCAUUUCAUCGGAUCCGAGCUCUCCAACUGCCAUUACCUCGUGCGGCAGAGCACAUCUGAGACCGGACUUGAUAAGGUCUUUCACUUCGGCAACGGCCAGUUGGACUCUUCCGAGAACUGGUAUGAAGCACAUAAUAUUCCAGAAGAGAUCCUUAUACGACCCAGCAAGGUCCUUGAAAUGAGACUGAUCAGAGCGUAUUUUGAUCUCGUUAACCGCGGGUGGCCAAUUGUGGACGAGGAGCUAUUCAUGACCCAAUAUCAGGAGCAGGAUCGCAUGAACCCCCUCUGCUUGACGCUCCUCAACGCCAUCCUACUCGUUGGAGCUCACACGUUGGCAUCUCAAGAUGAGAGUAUGCUUCCUCUACUUCCUGCUUUUUUCCGAAGAGCCAAAUUUCUGGUCUUGAGUGAUUCAUGGCAUGAUAGGCUUGUUUACGUACAGGUGCCGCUACUGCUAACGUGGUAUUCUGACGCCAAUGCUUGGCAUUGGAUUGGAAUUGCUAUCAGGACGGCAAUGGCCGUGGGACUUCACCGCGACGCUAGCCACUCCACGAAUCUACCAGUCUACAAGCGAAAGUAUGUCCGACUCUGGUGGGUUCUUUUCCAGUUUGACACAAUCUCAGCAACCUCAGCUGGUCGGCCUCAAGCCAUAAACCUAUGGGACUCAGAUGUUGCUGACCUGAAGCCUGCAGAUCUCGAAGGGAUCCCUAGUGCAGAGUUCGAGUUCAUCACCUAUCACACCAAGCUUUGCAAGAUCAUAUCGCAGACCAUAAGAGAUGGCUGGUCACCACGAGCUUCCAUGGAAGCAAGAGCUGAGGCUAUCAAGAGAGCAGACGAAUCUCUUGGGAAUUUGAUGCUUGACCUUCCAUCAAGGCUGGAAUUGAAACUUUCCGACCUUGAUAUCUGGCAGUCUUUGUUUCACCUAACCCAUCAUAACUUCAUUCUGCUGAUCCACCGCCCAUCACCAAAGCCUGGCAUCAGGGAUCAAUCUCCCGAGGCACAAGAUAAUGCCAUCCUUUGCAGGGAAUCAACAGUAGCGAUUGCGUCUGUUUUCGAAGUCCUACUCGGCAAAAGGAUGAUCUCUUCAUUAUGGUUAUACAGCAAUCAUGUUCUGUUCACAGCAACUAUCUACAUUCUGAACCAGAUCAGCACUAGUAAGCCGCUGCUAGCUGCCAAAUCGCGGCACAUACUGGACACGUUUCUUGCGACCCUGCGUGAGCUAGUAAAGUAUUGGACUUAUGCGAAAGGGUUGAUGCAGGUUCUUGAGCAGAGGGCCUCCAAGGUCAGGGAAGAGAGAGUUGAGAAGGCGUCUACGAAACUGCAACACAUUGCGCCAUCUGGGCAACAUAAUCGGCAACUGGCUGACUCUCAGCUGAAUCUGCCUGGUGUUGCAUCAUCGUAUGGAUAUCUGCGCGAGGAUUCACCCGCGUUGAGCGAUCAACAAGCUCAAACACAACCAAAUGCUGCCUUGGCUGAUGCGAUCUCGAAUUCACAACACACAGUUACCGAUUUCUAUCCAAGUACGGGUUUUCUAGGAUCUACUCAAGAUCCCUUGUUAGAUGACUUGUUCAUGAUAGACACUUCUGCGCUUGACUUGUUCUUUUACGAAGAUACGCAAUAG